This is a messenger RNA of Dinoponera quadriceps, 4369 nucleotides long. It is a transcript of the gene Unr, whose product is annotated as cold shock domain-containing protein E1. Gene Ontology annotation, molecular function: nucleic acid binding. The record is from RefSeq and is a predicted model, not a curated record. The transcript is spliced from 11 exons. Bases 1031 to 3694 code for a protein of 887 amino acids. Lineage: Eukaryota; Metazoa; Arthropoda; Insecta; Hymenoptera; Formicidae.
UACGUGUUGGCGGCUGCCCGUGUGUGCGUACCCGAAUGCUGAAUGUUGACAUUCAACAUGGCGGCAUGUCGUCAGUGCUGUGCUGUGUCGUGCUUGUGUAAUUGUUAGUUUAGGACACUUCUGAAACCAAGGCUCACUGUAAAUUCCACAUUUAAAAGCUGAAGAAGGAAACGCUACUAUAGAAAUAUCGGAAGAACACAAUCACACUCAGCACGCAUUGAAGACAUCUGAGGAUUUUCAAGUCAACAUUUAUCCUUUAAAUCUCCUAUGUUUUUGAUUUACUCCUUUUAUAAAGGAUGACUGAUGUUUAAGAAGAACACAGUUAUUCUAGUGCACGCUAAAUUGAGUAUUUAUCAAACAGUUGUUAUAAUAUUCAAGCAUAUACGUAUGGAAAGUAUCGACAGUAUAUGGUGUGCUAAGAUUUUGUACUUGUAUUAAUUCAUAAAUCAGCAUUAACUGCAUCGUUCAUUUGUAUAUUGUGUACACACAACAAGCCUUGUGAGCAAGAGAUAGGUGAGCCAAUACAGUGACCGUGAUUGUGAUUGCGGCUGAGAUUGUGCUGCUCCGCUUGGUUGAUAGAACAUCCGUAUCUGCGUUCAAGGAGUGCCAAGUUCGUGUCGAGCUACCGCGGUACUCUCCGAUAAAUAAUUCACGAUACGCGUUGAAAUACGUUUGAAGAGACCUCACUUCCACUUCCUGGUCACGAAGAAGCCUGCAUUUCUGCGGCAUUUCAAGGAGCCACUCUUCCUCUUCAUUAAGUUCUUGUAACAUUAUAAUAGUGAACAAAGACAUAAGGUACCAAGAACCGUUCUGUGAUAUCUAUGUUAACAUUUAAAUAAUUGAAAAGACUAAAAAUUUCUAAAUAUAAGUAUAUAUAUAUAUCGUGGUGAAACAGAAGUGCGAACAUAAAGGGGAAUUAAGUAAUUCUUUCAAGAGAAAAGAAGAUCUAAAUUAUACAUAAAUAUUACAUACACACAUACACACAUAUAAACAUAACACACAUACAAGCACUGCGCAAAUCGAGAAGACAAUGUCCAGCAAUCCUCAGUGGAAAACGUUCCAGCCGCCAAUCAUGAACUCUGACCCAGCAAUACUUGACUAUAAGUCUAUGGCUAUACCAAGUCCUAAAGCCAUAACGGGAUCUCAUCAGCCAACGACUAACAAUUACCGAAACGGUACCAACUACAGUGGUGAUCACUAUAUGGGUUCACCUCCCGGAUGCGGUAAAAAUUCUACUACUACUAACUAUGGAAAUUAUCCCGGCGCACAAACUUCACCGCGCAACGGCGCCACGAGAUUUCCAUUUGAAUUCACGGGCAUGGAGACGAAUGCCGGUUACACUGGUGAACCUGCAGCUAAUAAUCCUUCCUAUCAGGAUCAGUCUGCGAAUCAAGGGACGCGAGAAACUGGAAUAAUCGAGAAAUUAUUGCAUUCUUACGGAUUCAUACAAUGCUGUGAAAGACAGGCAAGACUGUUUUUUCAUUUUAGCCAAUUUAGUGGUAACAUAGAGCAUUUGAAGAUCGGAGAUCCGGUGGAGUUUGAAAUGACUUACGAUCGGCGAACGGGCAAGCCCAUUGCUAGCACCGUUAGCAAAAUCGCUCCAGUGGCAUUAGGUGAUCAACGAUGCAUCGGUAAUGUAACAACCGAAUUACAAGCGAGCGGAGACUCACAAGGACGUAUCAGUUAUGAAAAUCGAGGAGAAUGCUUUUUUCUGCCAUAUACCAAAGAUGAUGUCGAAGGAAACGUCACUUUGCGUGCCGGUGAUAAAGUGUCAUUUCAAAUUGCUACCAAUCAACGAGGAAACUUGGGCGCGUGUCAUGUAAGGCUGGAGAACCCAGCACAUCCGGUUCGUUAUCGCGGGGUGGUGUGCUCAAUGAAGGAGAAUUUUGGUUUCAUUGAGCGUGCCGACGUAGUUAAGGAGAUAUUCUUCCACUUUAGUGAGGCCAAGUCGAUGAAAGAAGAACUGAGGCUAGGAGACGAUGUGGAAUUUAUAAUACAGACACGCAAUGGAAAAGAAGUAGCUUGCAACAUUACGAAGUUACCACCGGGCUCGAUCGUAUUUGAAGAAGUCAGCAAUGAAGUGGUAAAGGGGCAAGUGUUGAAACCUUUGGAGAGAGGUACUGCAGCUCGUCAUCAAAAUGACCCGUUACCUGGACGUAUCCGAUACAGAGACAGUGAAGAUCAUUCUGAGGUUGAAGUACCCUUUGGUGAUAAGGAUCAAAAAGGAGAUUUUACACUUAGGCAUGGGGACUGGGUUCAGUUUCGUAUUGCAACGGACACUAGAGAUCAGCUUAAAAGGGCUACAGAGAUAUUGUUAUUACCAGAAUCUUUCACUGUGUCCGGAGAAAGACGGGAGCAAGGUAUUAUCGCCGCUCUUAAGGACGGAUUUGGCUUUAUUCGUUGUGUAGAUCGAGAUGCGAGACUUUUCUUUCACUUUAACGAGGUUCUCGAUGUUGAUAGAGAAAUUAGUGUAGGGGAUGAAGUUGAAUUUACAAUCAUACAAGACCCUUCAUCAUCAUUCUCGAAUAAUCGACAAAGUGCUAUUAGGCUGAAACAUUUGCCAGUUGGUACCGUACAAUUUGAAACUAUUAUAGAGACGGAUAUAUUAGGUACUGUAAUACAGGACACAAGUUCAGUCGAACCUGGCCUCAUCGGUUACGGCCAACAGAAGAGUAUUAUUUUCUUCUCUAAAGAUUGCGACUCUAAAAAUAUUCCGAAAUUGAAUGAUAAGGUGAUGUUCAGUAUUUGUCAAGUAAAACGAAAUAAAGAACUUGUUGCUGUUAACAUAUUUUUAAUAAAUGCUGCUGGUGAGAAAAUUCAAAAUACAAACAAAAAAUCAAACGGACAAGUUUGUCAAGGUUUUAUUGCUGCUCUUAAGGACGGAUUUGGCUUUAUUGAGACAGUAAAUCACGAUAAAGAGAUAUUUUUCCACUACAGUAAUUUCGAGGGAGAUGCUAGUACGUUGGAACUGGGAGCCGAUAUCGAAUGUACAAUUAGUAGUUCCGGUAAUGGAAGAGGUUCCGGUGGUUGCGUAGCAGCUGAUCAUGUUAAAUUGGUGCCCCGUGGGAGUAUUCCCAGGCCGACGUCGGUCAGCGAGGUGCUCGACGGUACCGUCAUACGGCCGUUGCGAAGCGCGAAUCCCGAGCAGACCGAAUACGCCGGUCUGAUCAAGAUCAAUCCUACUAAUGAGGACGAGGAGACGCAGGAAUACGAAUUCGGGAUCAUGGGAUUGUCCAACAAACGGGAGCUGUUGCAGGCUGGCGAUCCUGUGCAACUGCAGGUGGAUACAGCCGGUCACGCGUGCAACAUCGUAGCCGUCAGGAAAAAGAGAAGAGCGACCGUGGAUGCGGUGAAGGGCCCGUUCGGCUUUCUCGCCUACGAGGUCGACGAGGGUAAGAAGCUAUUCUUCCACAUAAGUGAGGUUCGGGAUCACGCCACGUUACAACCGGGCGAUUCGGUGGAAUUCGUCUUGGUUACAAAUCAACGCACCGGAAAGUCUUCGGCCUGCAACGUGACUCGAUUGAGUGACGCGGUCCAGCAGCGACCAGAGCGUCUGAUAAGCCGAUUGCGUACUAUAUCUAUGGAAGACACGGGCCCAAAAUUGACUGUAGUCAGGCAACCAAGAGGACCUGAUGGCACGCGCGGCUUCAGCCAGGAAAGAUGCCAGCACACUCCUGGUGCCAUAGAGGAGUAAUGCGCCAUGAGAGAGAGAGAGAGAGAGACGGGGUUAUCGAUUAUCCAAAUUGUAAUCUACAUUAUUUGUUUUUAGUCCGUACACACACUUCGAUACCGAGAUUAUUAUUGUAAGCAUGAUCGUAAACGUUUGCCAAAUUCAGACUAAUGUGACAACAAUAAUUAUAAUGAUAAUAAUCAGUAAAACUGGAUGGUGAUCGAAGGCCGGCGAAGAGAGUAUAAAAGUAAAGGAAGAAAAAAGGAAAAAAAAUGAAAAAAAAAAGAACAACGACUCAUUUUAUCAUCUCAUAAGGGGAGAAAACGAACAGGGAGGAACAGUUUGUUUAAUCUUCGAAUAUAACGUUAGGACUUACUCCGAUAACGCUCUCUUGAUUAAUUUUGCCUCAUCUUCAUGAAUUUACCGCUAAACUAUUCGUCUAUUUGAUGUUACUUUCUUUGAGAUAAUCAAUAGUUUGUAGGAAUCGUCGAAAUUUUUUUACUAGAAUAUUACUUCUUUGAUAGAGGAAUUCGGCCGAUAUAUCAAUUGAUUCUGUUCGAGAGAUGCAGAAUACAGAAAUAGAUCCCAGGUUACGUAGAAGUUUGGACCGCUGACAACCUGCCUGUUUGUAUGUUCUAAUGACGACGUUCUGUCUGUCUUUAUAAAAAAAAAGAAAAAAAAUAUACCUACACGUUGAUA